Messenger RNA from Lathyrus sativus (Indian pea), 279 nucleotides. The record is from the annotation of a GenBank genome assembly. Lineage: Eukaryota; Viridiplantae; Streptophyta; Magnoliopsida; Fabales; Fabaceae.
AUGGCUAUGAAAGAAGAGUGUAUGUUGCAGCUACUUAAUUAUUACCAGCUAUUAAUUUGGACGUACACUUUGGAGGACAAGAUUUGUGAUCUCUAUGAUAUUUUUGUUGAUGGCUUGGAUGAAAAUGCAGGUCCACAGAUCAGAAAUUUAUAUGCCGAGCUUGCAAAAUUAUGGCCAUUUGGUUACAUGGACAACCAUGGGAUCAAACAUGGAAUUUGCAGGGCAAAAGAGAGGCGCAGAGCAUCGUACACAAAAAAUAAGGCAUGUCUUUUGCAGUGA